Messenger RNA from Engraulis encrasicolus (European anchovy), 4750 nucleotides. Its product is annotated as myotubularin-related protein 3. The record is from RefSeq and is a predicted model, not a curated record. Bases 375 to 3935 code for a protein of 1186 amino acids. Gene Ontology annotation, biological process: regulation of autophagy; phosphatidylinositol dephosphorylation. The transcript has 23 exons. Gene Ontology annotation, molecular function: phosphatidylinositol-3-phosphate phosphatase activity; protein phosphatase binding; phosphatidylinositol-3,5-bisphosphate 3-phosphatase activity. NCBI's taxonomy places the organism in Eukaryota, Metazoa, Chordata, Actinopteri, Clupeiformes, Engraulidae. Gene Ontology annotation, cellular component: cytoplasm; membrane.
UAGAAAGCGAUGGCGGCGGCUUAGCUCCAACAGGACGGAUUAAGAAAGUAGUGUUUACACCUUCUCAAUCGCUUUGUUCAUUCCUAAUUUCAUCACAAACGCGGAGAAAGUGCUUUAUUUUGCAGGAUGCAAUCUUAGAUAUCAUCGCUCACAACUGCCUUACUACAAUGAUCGAUUAACACACCUGCAAGAUGCCACACGCCACACUCUGAACAUUUCCAAGCCUUUGAUUUUCCAGUUUUCGAGCGUGUGACCCUCCGGUCUGGAGUUCCUGGACCCGUGUUUUUCUGGCAGUGUUGAGCUCCCCUCCGCACAAAGGACUGGUGUUCUCACGAGUGUGACACCCCCCCACCCCCUCCUCCGCCUCAGGAGCCAUGGACGAGGAGGAGCAGCAGAGUCCGGAGGCGGGCAAGGCCAACACCACCCUCCCCAGGAAGAGCCCCGUGCUGGAGGAAGACAACCUGCAGGUCCCCUUCUCUGAGCUCCAUGGCGAGUGUGUGGAGUUUGUGGGCAGGGCGGAGGAUGCCAUCAUCGCCAUGUCCAGCUACCGGCUGCACAUCAAGUUCAAGGAGAGCGUCGUCAAUGUGCCGCUGCAGCUGAUUGAGAGCGUGGAGUGUCGGGACAUGUUCCAGCUGCAGGUCACCUGUAAAGACUGCAAGGUCAUCAGGUGUCAGUUUGCGCAGGCUGAGCAGUGUCAGGAUUGGCUGAAGCGUCUGGGUGCGGUGGCACGACCGCCCACUCAGCUGGACCAGCUCUUCGCCUUCUCCUUCCACGCACACAGCGAGCAGCAGCAGCAGCCACACAACGACAUCUGCCGCGCAGGUGACCAUGUGUCAUGCCGCUUCAAGAACGAGGUGGAGCGCAUGGGCUUCGACAUAGGCAGCACGUGGAGGAUAUCGGAGAUCAACCGCGACUUCAGGCUGUGCUCCAGCUACCCAGAGCUGCUCCUGGUGCCUGCCUGGGUCACUGACAAGGAGCUGGAGAACGUGGCUGCCUUCCGCUCCUGGAAGAGGUUCCCCGUGGUGGUCUACAGGCACCAGACUACAGGUGCGGUGAUCGGGCGCUGUGGGCAGCCGGAGGUGAGCUGGUGGGGCUGGCGCAGUGCGGAGGACGAGCAGCUGGUCCAGGCCAUCGCUAAAGCCUGCACCUCUAAUGGCAACAACACUGCACUCACGCCGCUCACCAACGGCUCCUGCGGACACGCACACACCAACGGAACCAACGGCACCAAUGGCAACGCUGUCUCUCCAGAAUCUGUGGGAAAUGGUGACGUUGUGGAGGCGGAAUCAAACAGCCCUCCUCCGGAGAAGUUGCUGAUACUGGACGCCAGGUCGUACGCUGCCGCCGUAGCCAAUCGUGCGAAGGGGGGUGGCUGCGAAUGUCCAGAGUACUACCCCAACUGUGAGGUGGUGUUCAUGGGCAUGGCCAACAUCCACUCCAUCAGGAAGAGCUUCCAGUGCCUGCGCUCGCUCUGUGCCCAGGUGCCCGACCCAGCCAACUGGCUGUCAGCUCUGGAGAGCACCAAGUGGCUGCAGCACCUGUCUCUGCUGCUGAAGGCGGCUCUGCUGGUGGUGAAUGCGGUGGAGCGCGACCGCAGGCCUGUGCUGGUGCACUGCUCCGACGGCUGGGACCGCACGCCGCAGAUUGUGGCACUCUCCAAGCUCCUCCUAGACCCCUUCUACCGCACCAUAGAGGGUUUCCAGGUGCUGGUGGAGACUGAGUGGCUGGACUUCGGCCACAAGUUCGCGGACCGCUGUGGCCACGGCGAGAAGGCGGACGACCUGAACGAGCGCUGCCCGGUCUUCCUGCAGUGGCUGGACUGCGUUCACCAGCUGCAGAGGCAGUUCCCCUGCUCCUUCCAGUUCAACGAGGCCUUCCUGGUGAAGCUGGUUCAGCAUACCUACUCGUGUCUGUUUGGGACGUUCCUGUGUAACAGUGGGCGGGAGCGAGAGGAGGGCUGUGUGCAGAGCAGGACCUGCUCCGUCUGGUCACUGCUGCGGCCGGCACACCGCGCCUUCAGAAACAUCCUCUACUCACCACACUCCGAGACGGUGCUGCAUCCUGUGUGCCACGUGCGUAACCUGAUGGUAUGGAGUGCCGUCUACCUGCCCAGCUCCUCCCCUUCUACACCAUGUGAGGAGUCCUGUGCUCCUUACCCAGCACACAAAAACUCUGGUGAAGACGUACCCAAUGGCAGGCUUCCUAAGACGCGUUCCGUGGACGACCUGCCGUCGGCCUGCGAGGUUGGCGGGGGCCCUCCCCCUAGCCGGCGCUGCAGCGACCCCAACCUGCGCGCCCUGGAGCUGACGGCCAUGGCCACAUCACCAGACGGGGAGGAGGAGGAGGAGGACAGCAGCCCCAACCAGCUGGACAUCGAGCCCAGCCCCAGCCCCAGCCCUAGUCCCCACAGGCCCGACCCAGACACCACCAGGGCAGAGGAGGAGGAGGAGGAGCAGCCUGUGGAGCGGGCUGAGCCAAUCAGAAAGCAGGCAGCCGAGGUUUCUGGGAGCUGUGAGGAGGCGGGGCUGUCUGUGGCGGAGGGCGUGGCCCCAGCUCAGAUGGAGCACAUCCUAAAGGAGGCCCGUGAGGAGGGGACAGUGGUUUCAGUCCCUCAGGCCACCACCACCACCACCACCACCAAUGGCGCUCUGUCUGAGGACGCCAGCGAAGACAUCACCCCCUCCACCCUCUCCACGCCCUCCCCCCACUCUGAGGCGUCCUCUGCAGUUCCUGCUGCUGCCGCCGCACCUCAGGACCCCGUGAGUCAGCUGUCUGAGAAGCUGGUGGAGCAGGCUCUGGAGAACGCCACCAACCACACCCCGCCCCCUCUGCCUAGUCACAUGACCAACGGCCACUGCAACGGCCAGUCGGAGCAGGAUGGCUCGCCGCUGACUCCGCCUCCUUGUGGACAGGAAGGGGCCGGUGAGCGAGCUCUUCCCGCCACCUCAGCCCAGGAGAAGAUGCCUGAGCAGGCAGGAGCUCCACUCAACACUCCCUCCUCACACCAGCACCAAGCACAGCCUGCUGCAGCGGCCCACCCGGAGCCCCCCCGGACUCUCAAUGGCCUCCACUCGCCUUCCCACGGUGCCUUGCCACACCCUCUGUCCCCCUCCCCUAGCACCAUGUGCAACGGCGAGAGCCACCACCCUACAGCCAACGGCCACAACCACCAUCACCUCCACCACCACCACCACAACCACCGCAGGCCGCCCAGCCGCCAGACCUCCUGCUCGGGCACAGGCAGCGGGCUGACGUCCCCCUGUGGCGGAGGCCUCCGCUACCCCCGCAAGCUGUCGUCGGGCACUAGUCCCCGGGCACAGGGAGCCGCCUCCUCCUCUACAGCACUGCCCCCUGCUGGACACCUGGAGGAGGACGGGCUCAGCGUGCACAGCGAUGCAGUGCAGGUGCGUCUGCAGCAGAUGGAGGCGGGUCACCAGCUGCAGGUGGAGAACCUCAAGAGGCAGGUGCAGCAACUCUGGAGUCGCCUCCGAGUCAACAACGGAGAAGCACCCAACGACAUGGUGUCAAUGGCAGACGGGGAGAAUAAUCUGGAGCCGAUGUGUCUGUCGCGCUGCAGCUCCGAGUUCUUCUCUGAGGGCAGCUGGGAGCAGGUGGAGCAGCGUGAGCCGGAGGUCACGAGGUGGUACCCAGAUCACUUGGCAACACACUGCUACGGCUGUGAGUCCAAGUUCUGGAUGGCAGCACGGAAGCACCACUGCAGUGCCAGAGAGCCUGUUGAAGAAGCCUGGAACUGUGGGAACGUGUUCUGCGCGAGCUGCUGUGACCAGAAGGUGGCGGUGCCGAGUCAGCAGCUGUACGAGCCCAACCGCGUGUGCAAGGCCUGCUACGGCCACCUGCGUAUGAGCUCGGUGCCCCCGGCCGUGCCCCCCGCCGACCUGGAGCUGGAGAAGCCAAUCACAGCCAGCUCCAACUAGACACCACAAACACACCCCUCUCCCUUCCUCAAAAAGAAUCAGCCAAUCACAGAUAAGCGUCAACUCACCGGAGCGUGUUGGGCCAGACAAGCCUCGACAGCAGAGUUCAGCCAAUCAAAGACUAACCCCACCCCCAAACAACUUGGCUUAGACUUCUCUCCCUCCCCAGCGCUCCUGUAGUGGUCAGUCUUCACUCCCCCCCUGGACUGGACAGAUCACAGAUUACCACAAUAUCCUACCCCAAUACCCCAUCCUUCUGUGUACACAUAGAAUUAACAAUUGAGCCGCCUGGGCGUGUGAAGAGAAUCUUUUGCACACACAAGCACACACACGGAAGACGGGAUAUUUAGUGUGAAUGAGAUGUAUGUAUAUAAUGCCAUGUGUACAGCUAAAUUUGACGAUAGAGAGUAAUGGGAUGAUGUGUGUGUGUGUGUGAGAGAGAGACAGAGAGACACCAGAAUGGACUCUUAUAGCUCAGCUCUGCUACCGUUGCAAACCGUCAGCUUGUUACCGGACUGUUGGAAACAACCAUGGCGACCCCUGAGGCAGCGCUAUAGACUGUUGUGACGAGGUGACAGCGGUGAGCCACCUCAGUGUCACGUCAUGUCGGACUCCUGCUCAUGUAUCCCAUGCUGCUUUGCUCCCCUUCCUCCAGGCUGAGUGCUGAGGGCCUGUGCUGGGGGGUCCCCCCCCCCUCUCUCGAUGGUGUUGAGGAGGGGGCCUCGCCGCGUGCUGAGAGACUGUUUUGCCUGCAGAGGACGAGGUGCUCCCAAAGUGUGUGAAUGAAUUAAAGCACAUCACACUGCCCACCUACA